AUGCCGGGGCGGAUCGCACCCCCGGGAAUGUAUCCGUCGGUGCGGGGUCAGGGAGCUGCUCGUUUCGGCUCGCUCCCGGGGAUACUCAAUAUGGAGCUGAACUUGGACCCGUCGGAGCUGCAGCCGCUGGGGGAAUAUGAUUUCGAGAGGAGCUUCAAUGAUCGGGAUGCUAGGGAAUGGAUGCAGGACAACUGGCACAAGUCUUUAUUUUUUGCUGUGGCUUAUGUGAUCCUGGUCUUUGGAAUUCAGCAUUUCAUGAAGGAACGGAGAGGCUACAAACUGCGCGUGCCACUGACCCUGUGGUCCCUCAGUCUGGCCUUGUUCAGUGCCAUUGGGGCCAAUCGCAUCUGGAAGCAAAUGGCCUUCAUCCUCUCUACCAAGGGAUUUAAGCAAUCGGUGUGUAGUCAAUCCUUCUACGUCCACCCCAUCUCCAAGUUUUGGGUCUAUUUAUUUGUGCUGAGCAAACUCGUGGAACUGGGUGACACCAUGUUCAUUGUUCUCCGGAAAAAGCAGCUCAUCUUCCUCCACUGGUAUCACCACAUUACCACAAUGAUCAUCACCUGGUAUGGCUAUAAGGAUAUGGUGGCAGGCGGCGGCUGGCUUGCAGUCUUGAACUUCAGUGUCCAUGCUGUCAUGUACUCCUACUACAGCGUACGAGCCGCAGGCUUCCGGGUAUCCCGCUUCCUCGCCUUGGCAAUCACCUUAUCACAGGUGCUGCAGAUACUGGUAUAUAUAAUAUUGAACAUCUUGAUCAUCUUCUGGAUGGAGGAUAAGGUCUGCCACACCACCUGGAGAAUUGUUUUUCUUUCAUCCAUGGCAUAUCUCAGUCUCCUGGUGCUCUUCUGCAACUUCUUCUUCAAGACUUAUCUGAGGAGCACCCAGAAAUCAAAGGGGCAAUAA
Molecule: messenger RNA, 900 nt
Organism: Cariama cristata (Red-legged seriema)
Lineage: Eukaryota; Metazoa; Chordata; Aves; Cariamiformes; Cariamidae
Gene: ELOVL6
Product: ELOVL fatty acid elongase 6
Exons: 4
Coding region: 1-900 (299 amino acids)
Biological process (GO): fatty acid elongation, polyunsaturated fatty acid; very long-chain fatty acid biosynthetic process; sphingolipid biosynthetic process
Cellular component (GO): endoplasmic reticulum membrane
Molecular function (GO): fatty acid elongase activity
Source: RefSeq, a predicted model, not a curated record